AUGCCUGGUGAUUAUUUUUUACCAAGCUAUCUUCGUGAUAGUCCUUUAUACAAAAAUAAUAAAAGAUUAUAUUCUCGGGUUCCUUUACCCACUCACUGGAAUGUAGUAGAUAGCUCACCCUCUAUUACAAUUGUUGAUGACGAAAAAUUAACAGUUAAAUAUAAUGGUCCGGGUAGAAAUUGGGUUGACGCUGCUUCAAUCAGAGCAAAUCACCCUAUACAUCCUGAGAUUGGAUUAUAUUAUUAUGAAAUGACUAUUAUAGAUCGCGGUGAUCGAGGAUGUAUUGGAAUUGGCCUAAGUAAGCCAGCUACUCGUCUCAAUAGAAUGCCAGGAUGGGAGCCAGAUACAAUAGGUUAUCAUGGAGAUGAUGGAAAUUUAUAUUGUGAACGUGGAAGUGGUGUAAAAUUCGGUCCACUUUAUACCACGGGUGAAACUGUUGGAUGUGGUAUCAAUUUUUUUGAUAAAUAUGUUUUUUUCACAAAGAAUGGAGUAAUUCUAGGAAUUGAAUUACAAUUGAGUUUUGAAGGUUAUCCAUUUGGUGCACCAACUAAAGAUAAAAUUAUGGGUGAGAUGUAUCCAAUGUGUGGAAUGGAAAGUCCAAAUGAAAGCGUAACUGUUAAUUUUGGUGAAAAACCUUUUAAAUUCAAUAUUGAUUGCUACGCGAAGAAAAUUUUUGAAAAAGCUGAAAAAAAAAUAGAAGAAAAAAAGAAAGCAAUCAAAGCAGCAGCAGAGUCUGCAGCUAAUCCAAUACAAGCCCGUGUAGAGGGCAUAAACACAUCAAACCCAAUAGCUAGCCCUUCUUCUGGUGAAGAAAUAAUAGCUCAUAAUACAAAUUCAGAUGUUGCUCCUGAUCCAGAGACAGCGCCAGUGAUAAGUGCUAUAGCUGAAACACAAAUGAAUGCUAAUGAUACGAACAUUACUGACGCAAUGACAUCUGCAUCGUCUGGUUUAGGAGACAUAGUUAGUUCUAAUGUUCCUGUUGAUCCUACAUACGCCACUACCACCUUAUAA
This is a messenger RNA of Cetraspora pellucida, 1011 nucleotides long. The record is from the annotation of a GenBank genome assembly. Lineage: Eukaryota; Fungi; Glomeromycota; Glomeromycetes; Diversisporales; Gigasporaceae.